Molecule: messenger RNA, 312 nt
Organism: Opisthorchis viverrini
Lineage: Eukaryota; Metazoa; Platyhelminthes; Trematoda; Opisthorchiida; Opisthorchiidae
Exons: 2
Biological process (GO): synapse organization
Cellular component (GO): neuron projection membrane
Source: RefSeq, a predicted model, not a curated record
AUGUCAUGGUGGCGCGAGGGAUCGUUAAGAGAACUCACAGUUGGUCACCAAGUAGCCAGUCAACGCUACAGUAUUGAUAAAUCCGAUCCCCGGUCGUGGACUCUGGUUAUUCGUAACGUGACACCGUCUGAUGCCGGGAACUACAUUUGCCAAAUCAACCUUUCCAAGCUCAAAGAGAAGUUCUAUCGUCUAUCGGUUUUGCGUACGUUUAAAGAGAACCAUGCUCUGGAAACAACAAAACAAGACAGCACCAAGCUGAAUGACGAAUAUGUGAAAGAUGAGGCUACGCCCUACAAAAACAUGUCACAUCAG